CGCCCAGGGCGUGGGCGGAGACUCCUGCCCGCAGAGGAAGGGCCUGGGGGAGUUCUGCCACCUUGCCAACCCCUGCUCCCUGGGGACCGGUGAGCUCAGAGGCCCCGAGGCCCUCAGGUGACGCCUCUCUCCUUGCCCUAGCGGCACGGGAGCGGUGGCACCGCCAGACGGGUGGAGUGUGCCAGGAGCCCAGCACCUGUUCCUGUGGACAACGGCAGCCCUAGGGACUGGCCGGCCGGCCCAGCACCUCACAAAGACAGAAAUGCUGCUGUGUGCUGUGUGGGCUCUGCUGACCUUGACCCCCUGCCCAGGGUCCACAGAGAUGCAGUUUGAGGUUUCUAUCUGGCCAGAUCGGGCGCUGGUCAAUUUUGGACAGUCUCUAACGGUCAACUGCAGCACCACCUGUGCAAACCCAGGACCCAGUGGCAUCGAGACCUUAUUAAAGAAAACCCAGGUGGGCAGAGGGCCUCAGUGGAAGGAAUUUCUCCUGGAAGACAUCACAAAGAGUUCCAUUCUGCAGUGCUUCUUCUCUUGCUCAGGGAUUCAGAAAGACACAAGCCUUGACAUCAUCGUGUAUCGGCCGCCGGAGCAGGUGAUCCUGGAGCUGCAGCCCGCGUGGGUUGCUGUGAAUGCGGCCUUCACAGUGAGCUGCUCUGUGCCCAGAGUGGCGCCCCUGGAGAACCUCACCCUCACCCUCAUCCAGGGCAGCCAAGAACUGCGUAAAAAGGGCUUUCUGAGUGUGCCCGGAGCCUCCCGAGUUGGUGAAGUCACCGUCAACAUUAGCGCCCAAAGGGAGGAUGACGAGUGCAGUUUUUCCUGCCACGCGGAACUGGACUUGAGCACGUAUGGCGGUGAGCUCUACCACAGCAGCUCAGCCACCAAGAUACUCCGGAUCUUUGAAUUCUCUCAGACCCCUCAAAUCUGGGUCUCUCCACUUCUGGAGGUUGGGAUGGCAGCGGCUGUGAGCUGUGAGAUGGCUGAGGUGUUCCCAGCCAAAGACACGACGUUUCACAUGUUCCUGGGAGACCAGGAGCUGAGCCCCUUCUUCUCCUGGGAGGGAGACACGGCAUGGGCCAAUGCCACCGUCCGGGCCAUGGAGACUGGUGAUCAGGAGCUGUCUUGCCUUGUGUCUCUAGGUCCAAUGGAGCAGAAAUCCAGAAAGCCUGUCUAUGUCUACAGCUUCCCUCCGCCAGUCCUGGAGAUAGCAGAGCCAUACCCACUAGCAGGAACGGCGGUCAAUGUGACUUGCUCGGGGCAUGUGCUGACAUCACCCAGUCCUACUGUGCAGCUGCAGGGAGCUGCGGACCUGCCCGCACCACCUGAGGAGACGGCUUGGCUUCUCCUUACUGCCAGGGAGGAAGAUGAUGGCCGCAAUUUCUCCUGCGAGGCCUCUCUGGAGGUCCAGGGCCAGCAGCUGGUCAAAACCACUUCCGCCCAGCUCCAUGUCUUCUAUGAACCUCGGUUAGAGGAAUCUAGUUGCCCUGGUAAUCAGACAUGGGUAGCAGGGGCUGAAGAGAGGCUGGCAUGUGUUCCAAAGGGAAACCCGGCUCCAGCCUUAGUGUGUACCUGGAAUGGAGUGGCCUUCAACUUUGAGGCGCUGCAGACGGCUUCGCACAACCACACUGGAGCCUACCGCUGUACCGCCUCUAACCGGCUGGGCUCUGUCAGCAAAGACAUCACCAUCGUUGUGGAAGGACUGAAAGAAGGAAUCGGUUCCACCAUCUUUGUCAUUGUCAUUGUUGCUCUUGGAAUGGGUGUAGUCACCACAGCACUUUAUUUGAACUAUCGGCCCUGCAAAAUGAAGAGGAGGAGAUUGCCCUACUUACAGGAGGAGGAAGAAGGCCAGUGUGCUGUUCAAGAAGGAAGAAACUUACAGCUCACCUAACCGUUAGACAGAAGCAGGGAGACCUGCCUGCUGGGCUAGGGUCUUUAGGGAGGGGCAGGGGAGAGGAGGGAGUGGGGAGCACGGCCCUGGGUGUUCUGGAGCCUACACCGAGUGUUCGGCCCUGUCCCCUGCAUCCAGUCCUUUCACAAACAUCUCCUGAGCAGACUUGGGCCACUUAAGAUUUUACUCUCUUGCCUCUUGCUGUGUUUAAUCAGUCUUCUUGGGGCUGAAGGGAAAGAUCUUGUGUCACCAGCCCCUGCCCUGCUGCCCGCCUUGCAGAGCAGAAAGAGCAGAGCCGCUCUCCUGGGGGCCCUUGUCCCUCCCUCCCUUGCGAGCAGGGUCAGGGCUCUGAAGGGGUCGCCACUCACAGGGGACGGGGACUCUCCACUCUUCCUCUGCCUCCCUCCCCUGGGGUUCUGUACUCUCUGUCCCCACAGCUGAGUCUGAAGCUAACAAGGUGAGGGCAUCAGAGUCAUAAAGUCUGUGCUGGGUCAGGCAGACAGGAGGGAGAGCUUUUCAGUGAAACCGGCUCCAUCCGUCAAUGGCUCCAAACACGGCUGGGUUCUCUUCCACAACCCAUCACAGUAGACUCAUCCGAGAGCUUACAUUUGACAUACUGAUUUUUUUUUUUUGUUUACCUAAUUGUCUUUUAGAGUCCCAGUUUUUUCCUUUUCAUAAAAACGUGUGUACUGUCACGUCUGUAAACUAUGCCUUUAAGCUUUAGGACAAAUCCCUUUAUGACAAUGUUCACUACAUGACUAUGACUUUGCUUCCUUCUCUGUUCUUCAGAAAGAGGUGAAGAAUCAUCAACCAGACCUUUCCUCCUAAAUUAGCUAUGUACGGGUCACUGAAAUGUUGGCUAUGCAAAAAAAAAUAAUGAUUUUAUGCAUCCAAAGUGUGCGUGUGCAUGUGUCACUGUUGAAACAGCCCAUCGCCCUCAGAAUUAGCACAGCACUAGGGAAAGACCUGCAUGCCAGACACCCCAACUUUGUUCCCUGGCACCACCAGCAGGAGCCUAGUGGUGCCUUGGUAAAAAAAAUCAAGCGAUCGGGCUGGGUGGUGGUGCACCUGGCUGAGCGCACAUGUUACAGUGCACAAGGACCAGGUUGGAGCCCCCGGUCCCCACCUUUACUAAAGCUUUGUGAGUGGUGAA
Messenger RNA from Erinaceus europaeus (western European hedgehog), 3038 nucleotides. Its product is annotated as intercellular adhesion molecule 5-like. The record is from RefSeq and is a predicted model, not a curated record. NCBI's taxonomy places the organism in Eukaryota, Metazoa, Chordata, Mammalia, Eulipotyphla, Erinaceidae. The transcript is spliced from 8 exons. The coding region runs from base 263 to 1885 and encodes 540 amino acids. Gene Ontology annotation, cellular component: membrane. Gene Ontology annotation, molecular function: integrin binding. Gene Ontology annotation, biological process: cell-cell adhesion.